This is a messenger RNA of Aethalodelphis obliquidens (Pacific white-sided dolphin), 1906 nucleotides long. RefSeq names its product spermatogenesis-associated protein 21-like. The transcript has 4 exons. Lineage: Eukaryota; Metazoa; Chordata; Mammalia; Artiodactyla; Delphinidae. The coding region runs from base 1 to 795 and encodes 264 amino acids. Gene Ontology annotation, molecular function: calcium ion binding. The record is from RefSeq and is a predicted model, not a curated record.
AUGCACAACAGAAACGCCCAGAUGUACGUGGAGUGUAGGAUCACGGCUCCAGAGGCCCAGCUGAGUCCUGGCCUGAGGACUGCCAGCAACAGGGCUGGUGUUGAGCCCACCAUAUCAGAAGUCAGCCAGGUUGUGUUUACAGAUGCUGAAGGGAUAGACAGUGGGAAGCAGCCCUCAUCAGAACCAGGAGAGCCAGAGGACGGGCCCAGACACAGAGAGGCAUCAGAGGAGGGGUCUCCAGAGCUCAGCACCCAGGAGCAGAUGCCUCCGGCGGGGCCAAGCAGUCAUCUUUGGCCCCCACAGGAAGGGCCCGGGGAGCUGCAAGCAGGCCAGAAUCAGGCCACGCCAGGAAGUGAGCUGGAAGUGCUGCCCUCCAGGGUCCCUGCAGCACAGGAAAGGCUGCAGCAGCAGAGCUCAUGGAAGGAGACCAAGGACCAACAGCGGAGCCAGCAGAACCUAGGAACUGUGGAGGGUCAGUUCCCCGAGAGCCGCCAGGACCCAGAGUGUCAGCCCUUCCCAGGUCACCUGGCCACCAAUGAGUCAGACAUAGUGCAGCCAACAGAGGCUUGUUGCACCUUGGACAGCUGUGGACAGCAACUGGGGGACAAGCCCCCCAAGGAAGUGGACACCCCACCCAUCAGGCCACAGGGCGCUCUGCCAGAGCCUGGCUCAGGGGGACAUGAGGACAGUCCCCAGGAAGCAAUGUCCCUAAUGCCCACGGCAACUCUGGAGGAAAAGACGGCCCACUCUUCCCCACCAUCUAUGCCAAGACCUAACACACCCAAAGAAAGGUAAGGCAUCCUCUGAUGGCCCCCCACCCCACUCCCUGACCCCAACAAGACUGCUGUUCUGCUAAGCUACAGGGGAGGUCAAUUCUAGUCCUGACAGCUCCUGAUAUGAUGUAGAACUUGGUCAAGUCAUGCCCCGCUGGGCCUCCAUUUCCCCAUCUGUAUAGUAGCUCUAAUACCAGAAUUCUUUGUUCCACGGGCCUAUUCUUCAAGAGCCAUGUCCCCACAGGGGAUGUGAGGGUAUGAGGAGCCCGUCUGGGAUUAGAAGGCCAGGGGAACUAAGCUGGGGCGGUGGACCUGAGUGUCCUGGGGGCUGAGAGAAGGAGUGUGCAAGGGGCAAGACUUGAGCCGAGCCCCUCCCUCACCUGGGAGUUCCUCCCUUGUUUAGGGACAAGGCUGUGGAGAUCCAGGCAGCACUGGGGCCUGUUCCUCCACCUGUAAGUAGAGCCACAGUGGGGAUGGGGAAAGGGUGGGCUGGGGAUCAGGAGGAUGAAGGGGGCAGAGGCAGAAAUGGGACAGUAUUUGGAGUCAAACUGGGGAAGGUGUGAGCGUGUGCCUGUGUGUUUGCAUGAGUGUGCACAUGUAUGUGCAUGCGUGUGUGUGUGUGUUUGCACAUGUGCAUGUGUGUGCAUCUUGGGUGGGGGUCAAGGAUGCUCUUAUACUCUAGAGUCCUUGGAUUCACCCCAGGUCGUGGCUUUUUCCACAUCAGCACGGAUUUCUUCCACCCAUUUGCUCUCAGUCACAGCACACAACCCAAAGCUUCCCUGAACACCUGGGAGGCUCCCAUCCCCCUCCCAGCCAUCCCCACCUCUGCCAACUCUGCCACUUCCCAGUUCUUUGAUUUCAUUGAGCAACCUGUGAAUAUACAGUCAUCGUCUGCCUGGUGGAAUGGUAGGUUGGAAAAAGAGGAAUCAAAAGAGCCUUUAGGGAGUAUAAUCUACAAAAAUAUUGAACCACUAUGUUGUACACUUGAAACUAAUAUAAUAUUGUAAAUCAACUGUACUUCAAUUUAAAAAAAGAGGCUUUAGGUUUGGGGCCUGAGCAACAAGUGGUGUCAUUAACCAAGGUGGUGACACUGGGGAAGGAGCAGACAGGAAGAACCUAAGGUUCUGCUUUGG